Messenger RNA from Pristis pectinata (smalltooth sawfish), 5921 nucleotides. RefSeq names its product dermatan-sulfate epimerase-like protein. The transcript has 3 exons. Bases 260 to 3835 code for a protein of 1191 amino acids. Gene Ontology annotation, molecular function: chondroitin-glucuronate 5-epimerase activity. The record is from RefSeq and is a predicted model, not a curated record. Lineage: Eukaryota; Metazoa; Chordata; Chondrichthyes; Rhinopristiformes; Pristidae.
UUGGGAGAGAAGGGAGGUUGGGAGAGGAGGGGAGGGAGGGAGAGAAGGGAGGUUGGGAGGGGAGGGAGAGAAGGGAGGUUGGAAGGGAGGGAGGGAGAGAAGGGGAGGGAGGGAGAGAGAGAAAGGGAGGGAGAGCGGGAGAAAGAGGAGGGGAGGGGGCGAGGAGCCGGUGCUCCUGGUGAUCAGGACAGGGUCCCAACAUCUCCCGCCCAAGUUUGCGAGUGCCGGUGCCCCGGCCGGGAGUUCCUCCCUCCGGGACAUGGCCCGGGCCAUCGCUCUCCUGCUGCUGGUCGCGCUGAGCCUGGCCGGGGCGGCGGCCGGACAGCGGAGCGGAGACGGCCAGCCGUCCGCCCACCCUCUGCUGUACUUCGAGCCGCGGGAGGUGCGGAGCCUGCGGCAGAAAGCGCGGGGCAGCCACUCCUCCAUCAGCCGGGCUGUCCGGGCAGCCGUGAAGACCAUGUUGGCCAAGCCCAGCCUCUACCUACCCCCGCCCGACCACCUGAGCUUCUCGGCCAAGUGGAACGAAGUCUACGGCAACAACUUGGGCGUCCUCUCCCUCCACUGCCUGCUCUUCCCCGAAGACGCCGCCGCGCUAGAAUUUGCCCUGACCUACCUGGACCGAAUGGCCUCUUACCCCCGCUGGCAGGUGCGGACAGCCCCCAACGACGAGGUGCCCGUGGCUCACUCCCUGAGCGGGUUUGCAACUGCCUUGGACUUCCUCUACCCCGUCCUGGAUGAAGGCAGGAGGGAGAAGUACCUGCAGAAGGUGCAUGACGUCACCAUGGAGCUGUACGAGUUCUCCAAGUACCGGGCGUGGGGCAAACACUUCCUUCACAACCAUCAGGCCACCAACGUCCUGGCCCUGUUGACCGGAGCCUUGGUGCUCACCCCCCACCAGCCCCAGACUGCCUUGCUCUGCAAGCAGUUCGCCAUCGACAUCAUGGAGAAGACCCUCUUCCUUCUGGACCAUGUCGUGGACGGAUCUCUGGAUGAAGGGGUGGCUUACGGCAGCUACACCUCCAAGUCCAUCACCCAGUACGUCUUCUUGGCCCUGCGGCACUUCAACCUGAACCACACCGGCAGUCCCUGGCUGAAGCAACACUUCUGGUUUUACUAUGCCACCUUGCUGCCCGGCUUCCAGCGGAGCGUGGGCAUCGCCGACUCCAACUACAACUGGUUCUACGGGCCGGAGAGCCAGCUCGUUUUCCUGGACAGGUUCGUGCUGAGGGACGGCAGCGGGAACUGGCUGGCCAAGCAGAUCCGGCGGCACCGGCCCAAGGACGGGCCCAUGGAGGCCUCUAGCGCCCACCGAUGGUGCACCCUGCACACUGAGUUCAUCUGGUACGACCCGCGGCUGGCGCCCCGGCCGCCGGCCGUCCACGGCCUCCCGCGGCUGCACGUCUUCUCCAACUGGGGGGUGGUGACCUACGGUGGGGGGCUGGAGAGCGGGCCGGCCAACACCUUCGUCUCCUUCAAGUCGGGCCGGCUGGGCGGGCGGGCGGUCUACGAGAUCGUCCACGGGGCGCCUUACUCCUGGAUCGACGGCUGGAAGAACUUCAACCCGGGUCACGAACACCCGGACCAGAACUCCUUCACCUUCGCGCCCGGCGGGCAGGUCUUCGUGUCCGAGGCGCUCUACGGCCCCAAGCACAGUUACCUCAACAACGUGCUGGUCUUCGGCCCCUCGCCCACCAGCCGCUGCAACCGGCCCUGGGAGGGACAGCUGGGCGAAUGCGGCCAGUGGCUGGACUGGCUGUCGGGCGAGGCGGGCGGCUCGGCGGGAGAGGUGGUGUCCGCCUCGCAGCAGGGCGGCAUGGUGUUCGCCAGCGGCGAGGCGGCCGCCGCCUACUCCUCGGCCAUGGGGCUGCGCAGCGUCUACCGUGCCCUGGUGCUGCUCAACGCCCACACGCUGCUGGUGGUGGACCACGUCGAGCGGCGGCCCGGCUCCCCGCUCAGUCAGGCCAGCGCCUUCUUCCACAACCUGGACAUCGACUUCAGGUACGUGCCGUACCGGGCGGCGGGCGGGCUCCGCGGCGCCAUGAUGGACGUGUGGGACGCCCAGUAUAAGAUGGUGUGGUUUGGCGCCGGCGGCCACAGCCCCGAGGCGCGCAUCCAGGAGGCCGAGCAGGCGGCCGAGUUCAAGAAGCGCUGGACCCAGUUCAUCAACCUGACCUUCGCCUUGCGGGGGCCGGUCACCCGCAUGGCUUACCUCUUCCACGGCCCCGCCGUCCGAGUCUCCCGCUGCCGCUUCCUCGACGACGCCGGGCCCGGCCUGAGGGUGGGCCUGAGCGUCAAUGGCACGCCGCUGGUGGUGUCGCUGGCCACCCGCCACGCCGACCCCAGCGCCCGCUUCACCUACCUGGGCUUCGGCGGCUACGCCAUGGUGGAGGAGCCGCACCGGGUCACCCGGUUCGGUCUGGGCGGCGACGCCGACCCGCUGGCCGAGGUGGCCCAGCCACGCCGUCGCUCGGCGGCGGCGGCCGCUCUCCUCUCCCGCCUGGGCGCCGCUGUCAAGGUGCUGGCGGCCGCCGUGCUGUGCCUGGGCCUGGGGCUGGCGGCCGCCCGCCACCGCCUCUCGCUGUCCUUCGGCCGGCUGCUGCGCCUGGCCAUGCUGGCAGCCAUCGCCCUGUGGCUGGCCGAGCUGGCCGCCCUGUGGGCCGCCUGCCGCCUGCCCCUGUGCGGGGGCAGCUGGCGGGCCGAGGAGGAGCCAGAGCCGCCGCCGCCCGGCUCCCCCUCCCCACAGUGGGACCCGGCACUGGGCAGGAUGUCCCCGCUGGUGGUCGCCUCCCUGCCCGGCUCAGGGGUCGAGAUCCUCCGGCACCUCUUCGCCAACACCACCGACUUCCUCUAUGUCAGGCUGCCCGGCGUGCCCGAGGCUGAGUUCGGGCUGGACCCCUUCGUCGACGCCUGCGAGUGGACUGGCACUGAUGCCCGGCAGGGUCGGUUCCGUCUGGUCCAGGGUUGGCUCCAGUCCCUGGUGCACAGCACCAAGCUGCAUCUGCAGAACAUCCCCCUCCACCCUGGGGCCAGGGGCGACCCGCCCGCGGAGGAGCCCGGCCAGUCUGCAGACAAAAAGCGCAAGGUCAGGAGGAAGGUCUCCUUGGCCGACCAGAGGCAUGGGGAGAACGUGGUGGAGAAGGACGCAGACUACCUCAGGGGAUUGAGGAGACACCUCGCCUCCCACCCCAACGCCCGCGUGGUCCUCAGUUUGAGCAGCGGCACCUGGACCCUCAAGCUGCCCUUCGUGCAUGGCGUCCUGGGGGCAUCAACCCGGGUGAUGCUGGUGGUGAGGGAUCCUCGAGCCUGGGUCUACUCCUUGCUCCUCAAUGGCAAGCCCAGCCUUUACUCCCUCAGAAACGUGCCUCAGCGCCUGGCCGCCCUCUUCGAGGAGGAUGCUGGCAAGAGGUGCGGCUCUGCCUCCUCGUAUGCCUUGGAAUACGAGCCCCUUCGGAAGCAGUACUCCGCCUCGACCAAGAACGCGGUGGCCCUCUCGGCCCACCUCUGGCUCGCCAACACCAAGGCAGCGAUGAGGAUAAACGGGAAGCUGCCAGCCGCAAACUACCAGUUGCUGAAGUUUGAAGAUAUUGUCACCCUCCCUCAGGAAACGGCCGAGAAGAUCUAUGCCUUCCUGGGCUUCCCUUUGCCUCCUGCCAUACUAAACAGGAUACUUUUUGCCACCUCCACAAACCUGUUCCACCUUCCAUUCGAGAGUGAACUUUCACCUGGUAACCUCCACAUCUGGAGGGACAGGAUGUCCCAGCAGGACAUCAAGACUAUCGAGGACAUCUGCUGGUCAGUGAUGAGUCAGUUGGGCUAUUCCAGGUUUACCAGUUGAGAUCUGAAUUGCCAGGAGUUGCAACAAUAAUGCAGGCGGAUUGAUAAAGGAUAGUGGUGUCCGGGAGCUCUUAGCGAUGAAGUUUCACCUGAAGGACUUGUGCAGGAGAUGGUGUAUGAAACCUUGAGAAGGACACAGAGACUGGAGAGACGCCUCACUUCCAACUCCAAUGUCCGUGCGGUGCUCGGUUUAAGCAGUGGUGGAUGGGCACUCAAGUUCCUCUUCAAACAGGGAGUUUUUCGAUGAGGGUGGUUAUGUGGUGAAGGGACCCACCCACCUAGUUCCAUUCAUGUCUGUUCAACAGUAAGCCUGGUCACUCAGAAACAAUCCCCGGCAUUCAGCCGCAGUCCUCAAGAUAAAUCUCUCAAAUGUUCCAGAUUGGGCCAAUCAAAGAGAUUACAGUCUGUGACUUCUGAAAUUGAUAGCAGGAUCACGCAGAGACACAACGACAAUGAAGAAAGGGUUUAGGUUCAUCGCGGGAAGUCUUACGACGAUGCAAAACGUGUGGGGUGAGGAUGGUUGGAGGGGAAAUCAAAGUAAUCUUGUGACCACAUGACCCGGUGUGGGAUUUAUCAUCCAGGUUGGCUUUGGAACCUAGAGGGGAAAUGCAUGGCUCAGCUCAGACCUGGUGAUAAUUAUCAGGAGACAUUGUUUCUCUGUACUGUGCUUGUUAUUAACCCAUUGGGCUGCAGAUGCCUCUGGAAAGAGACCUCCUCAGCCUCCCCUGAAGAGGCAAAGGUAUACAGUCUGACAGACAAGUACUUGGCUUGACUGGCAUAUUCACUGUUAAAAUUUAUCACCCAUUAGAAUGGCAAAAAAUGUACCACGGAGAGAUGCUUUGGAAAAUUUAUGGAACGUAUAAAUUAUGGCUUUUAAAUGGAAUUAAUGCAUCUGCCAGUGUGAUAAGUCUUGCCCAAACUUUGUUCAGGUACCCAUGCAUGUCAACACUGCUCCUGUCAGCUGUUUUGGUGGGAUAUAGCAUUCAUUAACAUCAACUUGAUUUGUUCUGUUUUCUGGACCUUUGGGGUCUUUGGAUGAGAAUUGUUUCUCAACUUCUCCACACACAUUCACAUUGUGAAGGAAAAUGAUUAACUACAUUUGUCCUGGGUCUACUGUAUAACAAGGAAACCUUUGGCUUCUCCCAGAUGACUGGGCGGGAUUGCUUCAUUGUUCCCCUUUCUCCCCAAGUUAUUGAGAGUUGGAAAGGAGUUCAGGAAAUGGUGGAGAUGGUGAUGAAUACUUGGUGAACACUAGGACCAAGGGGGUCACUAACGAGUGGGGAAUUGUUGGGGUUUCUCAGGGGAAAUCCUGACCUUUGUACGUGUAGAAUGAUGAGGGGCUGACUCAGAACUCACUGCACCUUGGGGUGCAGCUAGAAGAGCCGCUGCCACACCGCUUGAGGGAUCCAGGUUCAAUCCUGACUUCCGGUGCUGUCUGCAUGGAGUUUGUACGUCCUCCCAGUGACCCUGUGGGUUUCCCCAGGUACACCAGUUUCCUCCCACAUUCCAAAAAUGUGCAGGUUGGUAGGUGAACUGGCCACUGUAAAUUGCGCCUAAUGUAUGGGCGAGUGGUAGAAUCUUGAGAGGAGUUGAAGAGACUGUGGGGAGAAUAAAAAUUGGGAUUGACACUGGACUGAUUUGGGGAGGAGUUGAUGGGAAUGUGGGGAGAAUAGGUAACAGGAAAAGUUAGUGGAGAAUGGCUGAAGUAGCCACCUUCUGUGUUGUAAUGGAAUAAUACGGCAAAACAAAACCAUGCUGCAGUUGAUGGGAUCCUUGGUGUUAACCCUAUAAUCUGAAAUCCAACCACCCUUUGGAAAUGUACUUUGGGAAUGCUUGGAUUUGACAUGGUUGUUCGUAAAUUAUGAAGGUUACGGGGUACUCGGGAGCAAAUUCCGGUUCGCUACAGGUGUCAUUGCCCAAGGUGUACUGGGCAUGCUGCCAGUCUGAGUCUCUGGGACUGAAAGGCCUUUGGGGGUUGGGUGGCCACCCCCUUCCUCAUUUGAAUGAUGUGCCCGCUGUCCCUCACUAUCAGCUUAACAUUAACGUUACCAGGCACGUGUACAGUACAGAUUCCCACCCUUCCCUCC